Molecule: messenger RNA, 558 nt
Organism: Solanum verrucosum
Lineage: Eukaryota; Viridiplantae; Streptophyta; Magnoliopsida; Solanales; Solanaceae
Exons: 2
Coding region: 1-558 (185 amino acids)
Source: RefSeq, a predicted model, not a curated record
AUGCGUUCUCAGAUCAUGCCUGCUUGUAGUUCUUAUGAAAGGAAUGCUAAUGCCCACAACACUAACGCAACUCCUCCAGUCCCAGAUCAGGAAGUUUCGAAUGGUGAGUUUCAAAAUGUCAUUCAACUUUUGACUCAGAGUGUGACCAACCAGAACAAUCAACAUGCCCCAGUUCCUACUAACACUAAUGUUGGGUCAGCUGCAACUAGAGUUCGAGAUUUAUUAAGGAUGAAUCCACCUGGGUUUCUAGGGUUGCACGUUGGUGAGGAUCCACAGAACUUCAUUGAUGAGCAUGUCAGUCCAAAGUACGGACUCAAGUUCCCCCAACUCUCUAGGUAUGCUCCUCACAUGGUUGCUGAUCUAAGGGCACAAAUGAACAAGGUUCUGUAUGGGGUAUCCGACUUAGUGAAAAUUGAGUUCCGAAAUGCUAUGUUGCUGGAAGAUAUGCAUAUCUAUAGGCUCAUGACUCAUUCUCAGCAGGUUGAAGGAGAUAAGCUUAGGGAACAUGCUAGGAAGAACAAAAAGACUAGGACAGGAAACUAUGAGUAUUCUCAUUAG